GCUCGCCCUACAGUUUGACACGCACACACACAGUUUUAGAGCCGCGUUCUCUCAAACUGUAAGCAGUGGAGGAGCUGCAGACAGCAGCAGCAUCCGUUCUACGUGGAUUAUUCAUACGCUUUUUUCAAUUGGGAUAUCUUCGUAGAGAUAUAUCUUUGGAUAUCUCUCUCGUUGAUGUUGUUGUUGUUGUACAGUUUUCCGCUGCGGAAUUUGUUGGGGCGGAAAAGCGAGAGGUGGCAAAAGGUAGCAGGAAGCCCUCAAAGUGUCGACGAAAAUCGUUAAAAAAUAGAAAAACACACAUUGCGACUAUGUCAAGACUCACUUGAAGACCGAUCCGAUCCGACCCAUCGGACAGGCACAAUAGAAGGAAGGAAGUAAGGAAGGAGCGAAGGGAGAGGACGAACCACGGCAGACACUAGUAGACUCCACAUCCCGAACCCACUCAGGAUUCGCAUGGACAAAGGCACAAUGAAGCGCAAGCAGAGAAGAUACAGAACCACCUUCAAUACGCUGCAACUGCAGGAGCUGGAGCGGGCCUUCCAGCGCACCCACUACCCGGAUGUCUUCUUUCGGGAGGAGCUGGCCGUGCGCAUUGAUCUGACGGAGGCUCGGGUCCAGGUGUGGUUCCAGAACCGCAGAGCCAAGUGGCGCAAACAGGAGAAGAUUGGCGGCAGCAUGGGGGACUACAAAGAAGGAGGUCUGGAUCUGGAUGUGGCCUACGAUGAUAGUGCGGCGGUUCUGGGUCAAUUGGAUAGUGCAUUGGGUGCUGGCGGUACCCUGCUGCCGGACACCCCGCCGCAGUCAUCCAAUUCGCUGGACAACGAACUGAAGGCGCCCUAUGGAACUGGGGCCCUGUCGCCGUCACGGCUCUCGCCCAACAUCUUCCUCAACCUGAAUAUCGAUCACCUGGGCCUGGAACGGGGUGGCAGUGGCCUGUCCAUGGAGUGGUCCACCUAUCCGCCGCAGCAGCAGACGGAACCGCAUCCGCACUCGCAGAUGGAGUCCGAGCAGCAGCAUCAGCACCCGCCUCAGCAGCAUCAUCAUCAUCAUAAUCAUCAUCAGCAUGAGCACCAACAGCCACAGCAGCAGCAUCAGAAUUCUCAGCAGCAGGAGCAGGACCACCAUGAGGGACUGGAGUUUGCUGCCUGCUCCCUGGACCUGGACAUGGCUGAUGGGUCCUCCGCCUACGACGAGAUGAAGUUCCUCAGCGUGGACCAGUUCACCAUCGACAGCUUCAAGGCGGACUGCAUCCUCAGCAUGGAGCAGUCGCCGCUCCCGCUCCCGCAGAUCGCUCCUUACGUGAGUCACGCUCCGUCCCACCUCAGCUCCAAUGGCGACUCCAAUGGCCUCCAAUCGCUCUGCCUGGACGGGAUUGGGUCGAGCAGUGGCCUCGGCAUGGCCUCGUUCGGCGGUGGCCUCUCCUGUUCGCUGCUCUCCCACCAAGUGAGUGACGGGGAUCAUUCAAAGGGAUCAUCGCCCCCAUCCCUGCUGGUGCUGGACAAGACGCUGCCCUCGCUGAGCAUUGGAGUGGAGGGCAUAGCCGACCUGGUCGAGCAGCUGCAUCAUCAUCAUCACCAGCAUCAGCAUCACCAUCAUCAUCAGCAUGAGGCGGGGGCCAGCGAUAUCCUGUGAAUCCAAUUUAGGCCAAUCAAAUGCAUAGUUAAACUAAUCUUAAACCCAA
Drosophila persimilis is the source of this 1681-nucleotide messenger RNA. It is a transcript of the gene Pph13, whose product is annotated as homeobox protein OTX1 B. The transcript has 3 exons. NCBI's taxonomy places the organism in Eukaryota, Metazoa, Arthropoda, Insecta, Diptera, Drosophilidae. Gene Ontology annotation, molecular function: RNA polymerase II transcription regulatory region sequence-specific DNA binding; DNA-binding transcription factor activity, RNA polymerase II-specific. Gene Ontology annotation, biological process: regulation of transcription by RNA polymerase II. The record is from RefSeq and is a predicted model, not a curated record. The coding region runs from base 454 to 1632 and encodes 392 amino acids.